This is a messenger RNA of Morone saxatilis (striped sea-bass), 5604 nucleotides long. It is a transcript of the gene st8sia1, whose product is annotated as ST8 alpha-N-acetyl-neuraminide alpha-2,8-sialyltransferase 1. The coding region runs from base 27 to 1034 and encodes 335 amino acids. Gene Ontology annotation, biological process: oligosaccharide metabolic process; N-glycan processing. Lineage: Eukaryota; Metazoa; Chordata; Actinopteri; Moronidae. The transcript has 5 exons. Gene Ontology annotation, molecular function: alpha-N-acetylneuraminate alpha-2,8-sialyltransferase activity. The record is from RefSeq and is a predicted model, not a curated record.
GCAGGCAGACAAGAAGGGGGGGAAAGAUGUUGGUGCGAUGCUACCGGGGCAAGCUGUCGGUGUGGGCCGCUCUGUGCGUGCUGGUGCUCUGCUGGUUUUACAUUUUCCCCGGCUACAGACUCCCCCGCGAUAAAGAAAUAGUGGAAGAGGUGCUGAGGCAGGGGGAGGUAUGGCAGAAGAACCAGACCGGCAUCGAUUUGUACAGGAAGUUGCUGACAGAGUGCUGCGAUCCACGGAGGAUGUUCGCGGUCACCAAGGAGAACUCGCCAAUGGGCAAGGUCCUGUGGUACGAUGGCGAGUUUUACCACUCGCACACCGUCAACAAUGAGACCUACCCGCUCUUUGUACAGGACAACCCUCUGCAGCUGCCCCUAAAGAAGUGUGCGGUGGUGGGCAACGGUGGCAUUCUCCGAAACAGCAAGUGUGGACGGAACAUUGACCAGGCCGACUUCGUCAUGCGGUGUAACCUUCCACCACUUUCAAAAGAAUAUGUGGAGGACGUGGGAACCAGAACACAUAUGGUCACAGCCAACCCCAGCAUCAUAGAGAAAAGAUUUCAGAACCUUCUGUGGUCGAGAAAAGCUUUUGUGGACAGUAUGAAGGUCUACGGCUCCAGCUACAUCUACAUGCCAGCGUUCUCCAUGAAGCCUGGCACUGACCCGUCACUGCGGGCGUACUACGCCCUGGCAGACACCUCCUCCAACCUCACCAUGCUUUUUGCCAACCCUGAAUUCCUGCGCACGGUUGGAAAAUUCUGGAAAGCUCGUAGCGUGCACGCCAAGCGCCUCUCCACGGGGCUGUUCCUGGUCAGCUUGGCCUUGGGGCUGUGCGAGGAAGUGACGGCCUACGGCUUCUGGCCGUUUUCCGUUGGCCUGGACGAGCAGCCGGUCAGCCACCAUUACUACGACAACAUCCUGCCCUAUAAAUGGUUCCACGCCAUGCCUGAGGAGUUUGUCCAGCUUUGGAACCUACACAAAAGCGGCACACUGCGCAUAAGAGUGGGCCACUGCCCCCCUCAGGAAGGAGGGAGCUAGGGUUGAAGUGAUAGCGGUCAGUUGAAGUUCAGUGGGCUACAGGAAGCAGAUGAAGACAUUUGGGCUGUGAAGUGUCAGGAAGUUGUCGUCAUGACAAAAAUGGGUGCGCAUAUUUCCCCUGAGGAACUUCAGCACCGCGUCUGUGUCCAUACACACUCCUGCUGUCCCCCACAGCUAAUCCCUAAUUAUCAUGAGAAUGUCCUCCACCCAGGCAACAUCAGGGAUAGAAUACACACACUGACACAUGCAGCCAUACACACACAAUGUAAAUUAUUCAUACAUUCCCAAAACUUGCCAUGUCUCCUCCCUUUGUUUCUGAAAUGUGUGUGUGUGCAUGGAUGUGUUUGUGAAAGCCUCAGCUGGGACUAGUGGUGUUGAGAGUGCGUGGGGUUGGAUGGGUGGGGGAUGGUUGUUGUUUUUUGGGGGGGGGUUUUGUAUGCUGACUACUGUAUCUGACUGACAUAAGGGGCAGCUGGACCAAACCCCCCUCUGGGUCUUUGUUAAAUAGAGACAGAAGGAGUGGAGGACCAGAGGGAAUAAUAAAACACUCUGAAAGACUGGCGAAAUGAGAGGAACACGGGAGAGAUAAUGGUGUCCUGGUACCUAAUAGCUUGAAUGGGACUGAAAUUUAAUGGAAGGAAAAAAAGACUGGCAGGGGGGAGAAAGAGUGAAAGCCUGCUGGUAUGUGUAUGAAAGGAUUUCUCUCAGCUUUUCUUCAACCAAGCGCUUGAUUGGCAUUCUCUGGUGCCACAUAGAGCUUAAGUUCAAAGCAGGAGCCAUUAGAAAUGGAGUCUUAAGUAGUAUAUAGCCUAGAAUGUUUAGCCAAGUUGCAUUUUAACCUUUCAGGUUAAAGGGAAAAUGAGUACACCCUGGUGUCCACGUAGUGUUUUUUGUUUGCCAAAUGUGUUUUUUGGGAUUAAUGUGAAUUAUUUUGUGUCCAUGAAGAGAAGGGAGAAAGUGUUAUUGACAUAUAUAAUCAGAAAUUAACAUUUGUUGCAAAAAACAUCACGCAUAGGUACUUCACCUCAAAGUGGACAUCAUCACCGACUGACUAUUUGGUACGAUACUCACUAGCAGGCUCCUUAGGUUAAAAAAAAAACCAACAACAACAAAAACAGACUGACCCGCUUCUUUAGAGGGGCAGUUACCAAGCCAUCUCUUGGUAACUGUACUAUACUUGCCAAGUGCCAAGCCAAGAGAACAGUGUUCUCUUUGAUACUCACUCACACGCUCUCCUUGUAGCUCUCAAAAGGGGGGCAUGGAUAUAAAGAGUGGUAGUGACAGAAAAAAAACUUGAGGACUCGUUGUCAGAAAGUGGCAUUUUAAUGGGUGACUUUUGUUUUUGUUUUAGCUGGACACCAUAUAGGGUUAAAGUGUGAUUUAUUCAUGCAGUUAUUGUCAUUACCAUUUUGCAUCGGAGUGCAGGGACUACUGAGCCUUGGUCCUGUGCUCCUUUUCAUAAUUGUGAUUUUGUUUUUGACAUUUUUUUUCAUGCACAAGGGAAAAUAAUGAUGGGCUCAUCUAGAAGCCAAACACUACAGACACAACUGUUUUUUUUGUACUUGCAGGCCUUGCGGAUGGAAAAACAGUGUACUUGAUUUGAAAUUGUUCUUUCUUUUAAAAUGUUAUUUAAGAGUGAUAAAUGUGAACGUGCCAUACUGUCAGUACCGCAACAAUGGAUGACUCUGCAUGUAAAGUGCAUGGGGCGUACCACACUCCCUCAAGGUACAGAACAUGUUGAUAGCUUAGUGCUUCAUACUUUUAUCCAACUUCUUGUCUGUUAAACUGAAUGAGGUCCAGUGCCUUUGAGAUGUAUUAAGGCAGAAAGAUCAUUCAAACGAGGGAUAUUUCUAAUGUUGAUCAUGCUCUUAAUUGUGUUUGAUUUCUUGGCCUACCUGGCUCUGUGGAUCAGUCGCUUGUGUGUUAGUGACCCCUGACAUCAUGUAAAAUGAACUUAAAGAUGGCUGCAUGUAGGAUGAAGUUAAUGAAGUGAUCUGAAAUCAAAUAAUUUCCAGUCCAAAUGCACAUGUUGCUGCUCCAUACUCCAAACUGAACUUGAUGAACACUUUGACCAAUUUGUUUUACUCAUUGUGAUGUUUUUUUAUUUGCACCUUUGUAUUUUUUCCUCUCCUGCCCAGUAUUGUGAAUGAAUGAAAUGUGACAUAGUGUGAAUUUUAAGUAAGCAUGAUGGUUUUUAAUGUACAUGUGCUUUUGGUACACAGAUUUGUAUCUAUUUCCAUUAUGUUCUGAUUCAUGCCCUUAUUCCAUCCUAUCUGAGUGAUAAUCGAACCACUGAAGAGCUGAGAUUUCUUAUCAAAAGGGAGAUGAAUCUGUCUUGUAAAUAUUGGUCUGUUAACACAAUGACCAAUUAGUUUUAGAUCUCCAAUCCUUCUUUAUAGGUAUACUUUUUCAGAAGCUACAUAUGGACUUCAUUGAGCCCAACGGGUCCAAAUAAACUGCAGCUGUUGCAAAAAGAAAACAUCUGAAUCUUUGGCACUGUGCUCUUCCUGCUACAGCCAGCACAGCUCACAUAUCGUAAGUUGAUAUUUAAAGCGCUGACUCAUGACAUCAUACAUUUUUAACAGUUUUUGUUAUUGAUCUAGUAUGGAAGAACAUGUAAGAACAAUAUCAUCACCAUUGCCAAGGGUUAGGGUUUUUUACAUUCCAAGCCCAGGUUUCAUAUCAAGUGGUUAAACACAGGAAGACGUUCUCUACUGUUUCAUAACCAUGCUUGGGUUUUCUGUGCUGUGUCGCAUAUUCAUACAAAUUAUAGGAACAGUUUGACAUUUUCGGAAAUGCAUUUGUUUGUUUUCUGGCUGAGUAGUUGAUGAGAUGAUUGAUACCACUCUCAUGUCUGUCCGUCUUAAGUAUGAAGCUACAGCCAGUUAGCAUAGCUUUUCAGAAAGACUGGAAAACAGCUGGCCUACCAGCACCACUAAAGUUCAUUAAAGUGUAGCUACUCCCCUCAAUUCUGCUAGUUCCCUCACUGCCAGCAAUUCUUUUAAAAAAUGCAUCGAACACCUGCAAGGGACAGCCUGGACAGACUGUCAAGCCCCCAGGAAGAGUGUUGGGCUUUGAUGCCAAUUUGACAUAGUGGCCAGAACCGUGUAAUUACAGCAACGGCAUCCGUCACAUGAUGCACACUGGCCCAAAAAGUAUUUUCCCCUUUAGGUUACAUUUCACCAUCAGAGUUUGAUCCAUUCAGUCCGAUAACAUUUUUAAAGUCUAAAAUUAUGUAUCCCCAUUCAACCAUUAACGGAUGGCAAUACUCUCAUCUAACUCUCAAAAAAGCAAAUAAGCGCAUUUCCCGCUGCGUUAAUACGAGGCCCGCAGGAAAAAAGACAGAACAAAAUAUUGCAUGGCUCGUACACAAUGGCAGUAUUGUCGUCCAUUUUCUUUUCCUGUGCCUGCCAACUGGUCGCAUUUAUCAAGCCAAAGUAUGUGUGGCUGCAGGGUGACCAAUUGGUUAGAGUCUGAUCAUGAAAAGGUCACAUGUUUGAUCCCCAUAGCAGCCAUUUGAUUGGUUGCAGUGUCCUUAAGCAAGACAUUGAACUUCUACAUAUUGCAGUGUAAAACCAACCACUGUGUUUUCACCUCAUGAUGAUAAUGUCUUCUACUACUUGGUCAUGUUAGUUGGAAAACAGAAAGAUAUUCAUGAUGAUAUCUUAGUGCAGGUUUAACACAGCAGAGUCUCAGAUGUAGAGGUGUAAUCGUUUGAAGAUUUUCCGUCAUGUCUUCGCCUACAGAAUACAAGGGGAUGCUGUGUCGCAAAUCACACGACAAAGUCAAUAUAAAAUGUGUCAAAUAGUUAAAAAAAAGUGUUUUUUAGCAUUUGCUUUAAUCUGAUGAAACUGCUGAAUAUUUAGACAGAAAAAAAAGUUAAAGCCAUUAUGUGUAGUAUUUUUAUGCGAUCGUUCAAAUGAUUCUGAUGGCAUGUUUUUGCUCGUAAAAACUAAGAUAAUCUGGUGAAUAUUGGUGCAGUCUGUGCUGCUUUCAGCCUGUUCAUUUCAGUCACUUGGAUCGAACCGGAAGGGGGCAGUGACAGACAUUGGUGUCUUUUUUAAGUCUACCACUUGGGGCGUCAAGUCAUGAAUUAUUUUAUUCUACACAUAGUGGCUUUUGCUUUCCUAAACAAACAGUUAAACAUUAAGUAGGCUAUAUUUUACGUUAGAGUGUUCUAUGAUUACUAAUUGACAUAGUGUGGUGAUUAGCAAAUACAAAUAAUCAUUUUUUGUAUAGACUGUUUGACUCAUUUUUAAUCGGUACCAGUCCAGAGGGCUCAAUCUUCUGACAUAUUUAAAUAUUUGAUGAUAUGCCAAGCUUGAUGAAAAGAUGUAAAUGUGCUUUAUUUGCCUUGACUGACUGAAUUGUUGCAAAAAGAUGAACGACAAAAAACAUUUUAGAGGCAUUGCUGUUUGCGCUACCUUCACCUCCUCUGCUCAUUCAAGUCAUCUGAUGUGAACAACCCUGCCUGAGCAUGUUAAAAAUAAAUCAGAUGUGCAGUUCAGAAUAGCCAUGAACAACCAAAUCCAUAUACAAGGUGAACACUGGUAUCCAAUAAAAGAAGGAA